Molecule: messenger RNA, 14275 nt
Organism: Petromyzon marinus (sea lamprey)
Lineage: Eukaryota; Metazoa; Chordata; Hyperoartia; Petromyzontiformes; Petromyzontidae
Source: RefSeq, a predicted model, not a curated record
UUGGCGGGAACGGGCGGUGCGCGAGGCGGGCCCCCGCUGGACCGUCUCCACGGCAACGCGGCGCCUUUAACAUUAAACAACAACCGGCGGAGCGGCCCGCUCUCUCUCUCCGCAUCGACGACGCAAGGAGCAACAUCGCCCCCCGUACUGCGGAAAUAAACAUUGGCAGUCUCGAGACUCGGCGAGCAAACUCCCAGGCCGCGUUCCGACAGCGACCCCCGGUUUUGGGACUCUGCGGACGAUGUCCGAGCCUGGCGAGCCGAGGGAACGGGCGGAGCUGGCGCGCACCGCGCCUGGCGCGCAACUCCCUGACCACGCAGCCGCCGGAGCGAACGGCGUCCAAGGCAUGGAGGGCAGCGCAGACGUCGCGGCAAGCGACGGGCGCCGGCAGAGCGGAGGGGAGGAUCAGGCGCCGGGUGACCCGGCCGACGCUAUCCUAUCGCGGGUGGCGCUGAGCAGCGCGCCGUCCGGCGGCGCCUGGCAGGAUCACCACCGGCGGGCGGCACGCCGGUUCCUCGCCGACGCCAGCCAGCGCCUGCUGGUGGUCUACACGGACGCCGCUGGGGGCGACGUCCGCCUCUCGGCCUCCGUGCCCUCUCACGCCGUGGACGAGAUGAUGUAUUUCGUGCGGCGACGGUGCGACGGUACCGGCGGCGACGCCGACGGUACCGCCGGUGCCGCCGGUGCCGUCGCCGCCGACGGGGCGGGUGGCGCCGAGCGGCUGCUGCGUAGCGGCGCGGUGCUGGUGGGCACUGUGAGGGGCGGCCACCUGGAGGCCCUCCUGCGGGCGAUGGGCGGUGUCUACGUGCCCUCGCUGCUGCACAAUGCCGGCUGGCCCGAGGGCAUCCGCAACGACUUCCGCGGGCACGUGCACCGCUUCAUGGCCACGCUCACGGACACGCGGCACAAGCUGGAGGGACACACGGUGCUCUACAUCCCCCAGGAGGUGCUGUCCAUCGACGCGGAAACGGCCGCGUCGGACAAGGAGCUGGUGGGACGACUCGAGACGGCGAUGGUCCACUGGACGAGGCAGAUCAAGGAGGUUCUGAGCGCCCAGGAUUCGAUGGAAGAUGGCGGCGACGCCGGCGGGGAGGGCGGCGACGGCUGGGGACCCCUGGAGGAGGUUGAGUUCUGGCGUAGCCGGCGGGCCGACCUCGCUGGGCUCGCCUCGCAGCUGGAGAAGGGCGGCGUGACGCGGGUGCAGCGGGUGCUGGGCCUCGCCAAGUCCUCCUACGUGGGGGCAUUCGCCAGGCUGGCACGCCAGAUACAGGACGGCUCCGGGCAGGCGGAGGGCAACGUGCGCUUCCUGCUCGCUCUGCGGGAGCCGUGCGAGGCGCUGCGGGCGGGCGGGGCCCGCGACGCUGCUGGCCCGCUGGCGCGCAUCCUCGCCACGGUGCGCUUCGUGUGGGUCCACUCGGAGUUCUACGGCUCGGCGGAGCGCAUCGGGGGCCUCCUGCGCAAGGUGAGCACGGAGGUCCUCCGCGUCUGCCGCCGGGAGAUCUCCCUGGAGGGCAUCUUGGACGGGGGCUUCGCCGAGACCGGCAAGCGCAGCCUGGGCGAGUGCCUGACGUGCUGCGCCGAGUGGAAGCGCCUCUACCGGCACCACGCCGGCGUCCACCGACGGUUCUCUGCGAGCGGCUGGGACCUGGACGAGACGGUCAUCUUUGCGCAGGUCGAUGCCUUCGCACAGAGAUGCCAAGACCUGCUGGAGGUGUGCGAGUGCCAGCAGCAGUUUGGGCGCUACGUGGACGGGCAGCGCGCCCCCCUGCCCUGCCUGGGUGGGCAGCGAGGCCCCGCGGUGGUGCGGAGCCUCCUCGAGACCCAGGAGGCCUUCGGCCGCGCGCUGCGGCCGCUUGUAGAGGCGCGCGCCACCAUCCUGGACGUCAACAACACCGCCUGGCAUGAGCACUGCAACCGCUUCCGGGCGGCCGUCAAGGAGCUGGAGGUGAUGAUGCAGAACCUCAUCAGCUCGGCCUUCGAGACGGUCACCAUGGUGACGCAGGGCGUGGAACUCCUGGACGUGUUCCAGCACUUUUCGUCACGGGAGGCCAUCAGGCGGACGCUGGACCGUCAGGCGGUGGAGGUGUGGGCCCUCCUGGCCGGCGACGUCGCCGACGCCAACCGGGAGCUGAGCCGGCGGCCGGCUCCGUCGCUGAGGCCGGAGCUGCCGCGCCACGCCGGGCAGGCGCACCGCCUGAGGGCUGUGCGGCGACGCAUCGACCGCUCCAUGCAGGCCCUGCGCGAUGCCAGCUUCCUGCCGCCCUCGGGCGUGGGCGACGAGGUGGCCGCGGCUCACCGGCAGCUGGCCCAGGCGCUGGACGAGGCGGUGCAGCGCCACUACGGGGAGUGGGCGGGCGCCGUGGACAAGCAGGCGCUGGCGCGCCUCGAGGUGCCCGUGCUGGUGCGCAGCCGCGAGCAACCGGGCACCAUCGACGUCAACUUCGACAGGUCGCUGCUGAAGACGUUCGCCGAGGUGUUCUACUGGGACCGGAUGUCGUUCGAGGUGCCGCACUACGCCACCGACGUGUACAGCCGCUGCGACGAGCUGCGGGCGCUCAGGGAGAACGUGCUGCUGGUGGUGCGCGACUACAACAGGAUCGUGAACUCGCUGACUCCGGAGGAGCGUCCGCUGUUCCGUGACCGGAUCCGCUCGCUGGACAAGCGUCUCCACGUGGGGCUCAGCAAGCUGCAUUGGUCCAGCCACGAGAUCGCCGCCUUCUUCGUGAUGGAGUGUCGCGCGCACAGCAGCAAGGUGCAGAUGCUGGUGGACUCCUUCAAGGCGGCGAGCUCCGAGAUCGCACGCGGGUGCCGGCGGAUGAGCGAGACGCUGCUGCUGCGCAUCGACGACCACGACGAGGAGGAGGUGGAGGAGGAGGUGGAGGAGGUGGUGGAGGAGGGGCACGGCCGCCGGAACCGGCGAGUCUUCUCGGCGGGGGAGUUUGUGCCGGAGCAGCGGCGCCGUCGCGACGCCGCCCUCGGACGCCUCCUGCGGGAGCACGAGGGGCUGCUGGCGCUGCUGCGGCGAACCCACGAGGCGUUCCGCAGCGACGGCGCCGAGGUGCAGCAGUGCUGGGCGCAGCACAUGGAGCGCGUGGAGCGGCGUGUGCAGGAGGCUCUUCGCGUCAACGUGCGGCGCUCCCUGCAGGCGCUCGCCCGGGCCCUCGGCGUCGCCGGCACCGGCGUUGCCGGCGUUGCCGGCGUCGCCGGCGGUGCGGAUGGCGCCGCUGCGCCGAGCCCUCUCUUCCGCGUCCUGGUGGGGCUCCAGCAGCAGCCGGUGCAGGCGAGCGGCACGCCGCAGGUGGAGUUUGAGCCGUCGCUGGCGCUCCUCUCGGAGGAGGUUAGCGGCGUGAGCGCCGCCGUCUGUGCCGCUGUCUCGGCCUUCAAGCGCCUGGCACUGUCGCCGGACGACGAUGCCGGCGGCGAGCCCCGGGAACUCAUCCCGUGCAUCGCAGAAAAAUUAAUGAGAUUCUUUUUUUUUCAACGUGGGGAAAUAAAAAUCCGCGCGUUGGGAUUACGUGGGAAGGGCAGCGGGGACGACGCCGCCGCUCCCAUUCCGCUGGCCGGUCCCGUGAAGGCAUUGCCGGGGAAUCCUCCCGAAUCGGAGGAAAUCCGCAAGAUCCGUUUGGCCAUCGACGCGGGGAUGGCUCAGAACGCUGCCCAGCUGCAGGCCUACCUCAAGACGUGGGUGGCCUACCGCGAGAUCUGGGAGAUCAACAAGGACGCCUUCAUCCGCCGCUACCAGCGCCAGAACCCGCCCGUGUCCUCCUUCGACGGGGACAUCGGGAGGUACGCGGAGGUCGCCAACAACGUGCAGAAGGAGGAGACGGUGCUGAGCGUGCAGUUCGUGCUCCUCGACUGCUCCCCGCUGAAGCUUUCGCUGCUCCGGCACUGCAGCGAGUGGCAGGCGAAACUCACGUCCCUGCUCGCGGACAUGGCCGGCGGGCAGCUGCGCGACCUCCACGCCUACCUGAGCGACAACGGAGAGAGGGUGAGCCGCCCCCCGCGCACGCUGGACGAGCUGGGCGACGCCCUGCGCCUCCUGGGGGCCCUGCAGGCCGAGGGGCCGCGCGUGGCCGCCCGCCUGGGACCCAUCCACGAGCAGUUCGCCAUCCUGCACAAGCACGAGGUGCCCGUCGACGCCGAGGUGUCCCGGAUGCUGGAGUCGCUGACGGCCCAGCAUCUGUCCUUCCAGCAGUGCUUGCUGGACAGCGAGGCAAUGCUGAGGAGGCGAAAGGAGCACUUCCGCUCGGGACUCCUCCACUCGGCCGACGAGUUCAAGAGGAGGGUGCAGAGCCUGGUGGACGACUUCCACACACACGGUCCCUUCAGCAGCGCGGUGUCCUGCGGCGACGCUCUGGGCCAGGUGUGCAACCUGCGCGGGCAGCUCAACGGCCUCAAGCUGGAGGAGAACGACCUCCGGCGAGGGCUCGGCAUCUUUAAGAUGGAGCAGGCGCCCUCCAAGGAGAUGCAGGCCCUGGAUAAGGACCUGGAGCUGCUGGAGUCGGUGUGGGAGUUGGCACGCGAGUGGGAGCUCUGCUGGAGCAGCUGGAAGCUGGGCCACUUCGCCUCCCUCGACUGCGUCACCAUGGAGGCGACGGCGCACAGCCACCACAGGCAGAUGAUCAAGCUGGCGCGGGAUGCCAAGGACACGAGCUGGGAGGUGGUGAGCAGCACCAAGGCGAGGCUGGAGCAGUUCAGGAGGACCAUGCCGCUGAUCGCCCACCUGAGGAAUCCCGCGAUGAGGGAGAGGCACUGGAGCCAGAUCAAGCAGCAGGUCCAGGGGCCCUUCGAGCAGGACGCCGACGCCUUCACGCUGGAGGUCAUCGUGGAGCUGGGCCUGGAUCGGCACGCCGAGGUGGUGGCCCUCAUCUCGGCCUCCGCCACCAGGGAGCUCGCCAUCGAGCAGGCACUGGAAGCAGUGGCGAAGACGUGGGACACGGCGGUGCUCGACAUUGGACAGUACAAGGACAAGGGACACUACAGGCUCCGGGGCACGGAGGAGCUGUUCCAGACGCUGGAGGACAAUCAGGUGAUGCUGUGCACCAUGAAGGCGUCCCCGUCUGUGCGGCCCUUCGAGGCCCAGGUGGACCGCUGGGAGCGUUCCCUCUCCCUCCUCCUCGAGGUGGUCGAGGCGCUGCUCACCGUGCAGAGGCAGUGGAUGUGCCUGGAGAACAUCUUCCUCGGCGAGGACAUCCGCAAGCAGCUGCCCCUCGAGUCGAGCCGCUUCGACGCCAUCGACGGCGAGUGGAGGGAGGUGAUGGGGACGCUGGCGGCUGACUCCAACGCCCUGCGGGGAGCUCAGCGGCCAGGGCUGCUGGAGAGGCUGGGAGAGAUGAUUGCCUCCUUGGAAGACAUCCAGAAGUCGCUGGACAUGUACCUGGAGACCAAGAGACAGGUGUUCCCUCGCUUCUACUUCCUGUCCAACGACGAGCUCCUCGAGAUCCUGGGCCAGGCACGCAACCCCGCGGCUGUGCAGCCGCACCUCAAGAAGUGCUUCGACAACAUCAAGUCACUCACCAUCCAGAAGGUGUCGGGGCCCUCGCGGAGGAUGGAGGCCACGGCCAUGGCCUCGUCUGACGGAGAAGUCGUCAGCUUCUCCGCUGCCGUGCUUCUGGAGGGACCCGUCGAGGCCUGGCUGUGCGACGCUGAACGGGCCAUGCGCCACACACUCAGGGAGCUACUGCGCGAAUGCCUGCUGACGCUCAGGAAGACCGGCGGCAAACGCGACAAGUGGAUCCGGGAGUGGCCGGGACAGCUGCUCCUCACAGCGAGCCAGGCACAGUGGACGAGCGACGUGCACAAGGCGUUGAGCACCGCCAAGGAGCGUGCCGACUCAGCGGCGCUGAAGACUCUGAAGAAGAAGCAGGUCUCCCUGCUGCACCGCUACUCGGAGGCGAUCCGCGGCAGCCUGAGUAGGCCGCUGCGCCUGCGCCUGGUGGCGCUCGCCACGCUGGGGGUGCGCGACCGCGACGUGGUGGAGCGCCUCACACGCACCGGCUGCACCGACCCCACCGCCUUCGACUGGCUCAGCCAGCUGCGCACCUACUGGGAGAAGGAGGCGGACGACUGCGUCGUGCGACAGACGAACUCGCAGUUCACCUAUGGCUACGAGUACCUGGGCAACUCGGGGCGCCUCGUCAUCACCCCGCUCACGGACAGGUGCUUCUUGACCCUCACCACCGCCCUGCGCCUCCACCGAGGCGGCUGUCCGAAGGGCCCGGCGGGCACGGGCAAAACGGAGACGGUCAAGGACCUGGGCAAGGCCCUGGGCGUCUACGUCAUCGUCGUCAACUGCUCGGAGGGACUGGACUACAAGUCCAUGGGGCGAAUGUACUCGGGCCUGGCACAGACGGGCGCCUGGGGCUGCUUCGACGAGUUCCACCUCGUCAGCGAGGAGGUGCUGUCCGUGGUGGCCCGGCAGAUCGCCGGCGUGUUCACGGCGCUCGCCGCCGGCCUGCGACGCUUCGUGUUCGAGGGCCGCGAGGUGACGCUGAGGCCCUCGUGCGGAAUCUUCGUCACCAUGAACACCGGCUACGUGGGUCGCACGGAACUUCCGGACAACCUCAAGUCGAUGUUCCGCCCCGUCUCCAUGGUGGUGCCGGACUCGGCACACAUCGCCGAGAUGGUCCUCUUCGGCGAGGGGUUCGGCAACUGCAAGGCGCUGGCCAGGAAGGUGCACACCCUCUACUCGCUGGCGGUGCAGCAGCUGUCCCGUCAGGACCACUACGACUUCGGUCUGCGGGCUCUCACGUCGCUGCUGCGGUAUGCCGGGCGCAAGCGGCGUGCCAACCCUGGGCUCUCCGACGAGGAGAUCCUCCUCAUGUGCAUGCGCGACGUGAACGCGCCCAAGCUGACGCCCUCCGACCUGCCCCUCUUCAGCGCCAUCAUCCAGGACCUCUUCCCGGGAGUCGACGCGCCGACACUCGAAGACGCAAAGCUGCGCGAGGCCGUGGAGAGGGAGCUGCUGUCGGCGGGCCUGCAGGCGACGGCGUCGACGCUGGCCACCUGCCUGCGGCUGCACGAGACCAAGGGCUCGCGCCACGCCACGGCCCUUGUUGGCCCCACGGGCAGCGGCAAGAGCACGGCGUGGAGGGCCCUGCAGGCCGCACUCACGGGCCUGGCGCGCGCCGGCGAGCCCGGUUACAGCGUCGUCAGGGAGUUCGCCCUCAACCCGAAAGCCUUGACCCUUGGUGAACUCUACGGGGAGUUUGACCUCAACAGCAGCGAGUGGACAGAUGGCAUCAUUUCCUCCAUCAUGCGCACCGCCUGUACAGACGAACGUCCCGACGAAAAGUGGAUCGUGUUCGACGGGCCGGUGGACACGCUGUGGAUCGAGAACAUGAACUCCGUGAUGGACGACAGCAAAGUGCUCACGCUCAUCAACGGCGAGCGAAUCUCCAUGCCCGAGCAGGUGUCGCUGCUGUUCGAGGUGGCGGACCUGGCGGCGGCGUCUCCCGCCACGCUGUCUCGCUGCGGCGUCGUCUACAGCGACUACCACCAGCUGGGAUGGCGCCCGCACGUCCAAUCCUGGCUGCAGGGCCGGCCAAAGGAGGAGGCCGAGCACCUGCGGCCGCUUGUGGAGCGCUACGUGCAGCUGACGCUCGACUUUGUGGGCGCCGCCUGCCGUCAGCCCGUGCCCGUGCCCGAGUGCGGCGCCGUCGCCUCGCUGUGCAAGCUCUACGGAGCCCUCGCCACGCCCGACAACGGGGUGAACCCGGCGGACACGGAGGGGCUGGGCCGCAUGGUGGAGCUGUGGUUCCUCUUCAGCCUCGUGUGGUCUCUGUGCGCCGCGGUCGACGAGGAGGGGCGCAAGAAGGUGGACAACUUCCUGCGCGAGAUCGAGGGCACCUUCCCCAACAAGGAUACCGUCUAUGAAUAUUACGUGGAUGUGAAGAAUAGGAAGUGGUCCCCGUUUGAGGAUAAGCUGCCCAAGGGGUGGCGAUACUUGCCCAGCACGCCCUUCUACAAGCUGGUAGUGCCCACAGUGGACACGCUGCGCUACCACAUGCUGGUCAGCGCGCUGGUGUCCAACCAGCGGCCGGUGCUGCUGGUUGGGCCAGUGGGCACAGGGAAGACUCUGCUGGCUCAGAGUGUCGCCCAGAGCCUCGAUCCAGCCGCCUGGAGCGUACUCACCAUCAACAUGUCGGCGCAGACGUCGCCGGGCGACGUGCAGGCGGCGGUGGAGGGCCGCGUGGAGAAGCGCACCAAGGGGGUCCUCGUCCCCCCGGGAGGCCGCCGCCUCCUGCUGCUGCUGGACGACCUCAACGUGCCGGCCGGCGACGCCUUCGGCUCGCGGCCGCCCCUCGAGUUGCUUCGCCUGUGGCUCGACUACGGCUUCUGGUACGACCGGCGGAGGCAGAGCGUCAGCUUCGUCAAGGACAUGUUCCUGCUGGGGGCCAUGGGACCCCCAGGCGGUGGCCGAACGGACAUCUCCCCUCGCCUGCAGAGUAGCUUCAACGUCAUCAACGUCACCUUCCCCAGGGACGAGCAGAUCGCCGGCAUCUUCGGGACGCUGCUCAACCAGAAGCUGCAGGACUUUGAGGAGGAGGUGCGGCCCCUUGCCGGCGUGCUGACCGCGGCCACCGUGCAGCUGUACGGCGCCGUGGUGGCGCGGUUCCUGCCCACGCCCAGCAAGACGCACUACCUGUUCAACCUCAGGGACAUCUCCAAGGUCUUCCAGGGGAUGCUGCGCGCUCACAAGGACUUCCACGACAACAAGGCGAGCGUCGCGAGACUCUGGGUGCACGAAUGUUUCAGGGUGUUCUCCGACCGUCUCGUCGACGAGUCGGACACCGAGGCCUUCACCGGCCUGCUGAGCGAGAAGCUGGCAUCGACCUUCGACCUCGCCUACCACAACCUGUGCCCGAACCGACAGCCGCCCAUCUUCGGAGACUUCAUGCGGGAGGGGGUGUAUGAGGACAUCACGGACUUCCAAGCACUGCGAAUUUUCAUGGAGCAGCAGCUGGAGGAUUACAACCUGAGGCCCGGAGUGCUGCCCAUGAACCUCACACUCUUCCGUGAUGCUAUCGAGCACGUGACGCGCAUCGUGCGGGUGAUCCGCCAACCCCGGGGCAACAUGCUCCUGGUCGGCAUUGGCGGCAGCGGGCGGCAGAGCCUGGCGCGCCUUGCCGCCUACCUGUGCCGGUGCUCCGUGUUCCACAUCGAGGUCACCCGGCACUACCGCCAGCAGGAAUUCCGCGACGAUCUGAAGCGGCUGUACUGGCAGGCGGGCGUGGAGAACCGGGCGACGGUGUUCAUCCUGACCGACGCGCAGAUCCCCCACGAGGCCUUCCUGGAGGACAUCAACAACAUCCUGAGCAGCGGAGAGGUGCCAGGCCUCUACAAGGCCGAGGAGUUCGAGCAGGUGCGAGCGGCGCUGGCGGGGGCGGCGCUGGCCGGCGGCUUUGUGGACUCCCCCGAGGGGAUCUCCCGCCUCCUCCUGGAGAGAGUUUGCGAGAAUCUGCACCUGGUGCUGUGCAUGAGCCCCGUGGGGGACUCCUUCAGGCGCCGCAUCCGCCAGUACCCGGCGCUGGUGAGCUGCACCACCAUUGACUGGUUCUGGGAGUGGCCCCGGGACGCUCUGCUCGAGGUGGCCGAGCGCUGCCUGCAGGGAGCGGCGCCGUCCGGCACCGCCGACGCCGCCGCCGCCGGCGACACCGGCGGCGGCACGGGAGGCACCGGCGACGGCACCGGCGACAGCCCAGAGUUGCAGUCCAAGGUGGCCCAGAUGUUCGUCAUCAUGCACCGCUCCGUGGCCGAUUCCUCGCGCAGGAUGCUCGUGGAGCUCCAGCGGCACAACUACGUGACGCCCACCAACUACCUGGAGCUGGUGGGCGGGUACAAGCGGCUGCUGACGGAGAAGCGUCGCGAGCUGGGCCUGCAGCUGAGCAAGCUGCACAGCGGCCUGCACAAGGUCGGCGACACGAGCCGCAAGGUGGAGGCCAUGCGAGCGCGGCUGGAGGAGGCCAAGGGGCAGGUCGCCGACCUCCAGCGGCAGUGCGAGGAGUACCUCGUGGUGAUCGUGCGGCAGAAGCGGGAGGCCGACGAGCAGCAGAAGGCCGUGGUGGCUCACAGCGAGCGGAUUUCGCUGGAGGAGGCCAAGUGCAAGGCGCUGGCUCAGAACGCCCAGCGGGACCUGGACGAGGCGCUGCCGGCCCUCGAGGAGGCCAUGAAGGCGCUGGAGUCUCUGAACAAGCGGGACAUGACAGAGAUCAAGUCGUACGGCCGUCCCCCGCCCCUCGUGGAGACGGUGAUGCAGGCUGUGAUGAUCCUCAGAGGCGGCGAGCCCACCUGGGCCGAGGCCAAGCGCCAGCUGAGCGACCAGAACUUCAUCAAGCAGCUCGCCAACUUCGACCGGGACAACAUCUCGGAGCGCGUGCUCAAGAAGAUCGGCCACUACUGUGCCCAGCCCGACUUCCAGCCCGACAUCAUCGGCAACGUGUCCGGAGCGGCGCGUUCCCUCUGCAUGUGGGUGCGCGCCAUGGAGAUGUACGGGCGAAUCUACCGCAUUGUGGAACCCAAGCAGAGCCGCCUCAACGCCACCAUGGCCCAGCUGCAGGAGAAGCAGGCGUCGCUGGCGGACGCCCAGGGCAAGCUGAGAGAGUUGACGGAGCGCAUGGAGACGCUCAAGCGGCAGUACGACGAGAAGCUGGCACAGAAGGAGGAGCUCCGGCGCAGCGCCGAGGAGAUGGAGGUGAAGUUGGAGCGUGCCGGCGCCCUGGUGGCCGGCCUCGCCGGGGAGAAGGCACGCUGGGAGCUCACCGUGCAGGGCCUGGAGGUGGACUUGGGCUUCGUGGUGGGCGACUGCCUCAUGGCGGCCGCUUUCCUCUCAUACAUGGGGCCCUUCCUGUCCAACUACCGCGAACAAAUCGUCUCCAACAUCUGGAUGAAGCAGAUGCGGGAGCUGGGUGUGCCGUGCUCGCCGGCGUUCAGCUUCUCGGCGUUUCUGUCGAGCCCGACGACGGCGCGGGAGUGGAGCCGGCAGGGGCUGCCCUCUGACAGCUUCUCCACCGAGAACGGCAUCAUCGUGACGCGGGGCGCACGUUGGCCGCUGAUGAUCGACCCACAAGGACAGGCCACGGAGUGGAUCAAGAACAUGGAGGCCUCACGGGGCUUGAAGGUGAUCGACCUGCAGGCGACGGACCUCGUGCACACCCUGGGGGCGGCCGUGCAGCUGGGCUCCCCGGUGCUGCUGCAGAACGUGCAGGAGCAGCUUGACCCCUCGCUGGCGCCCAUCCUCAGCCGCUCCGUCACGCACGUCGCCGGCCGUGCCGUGAUCAAGCUGGGCGAGCAGGAGCUCGACUACAACCCCGACUUCCGUCUCUACAUCACCACCAAGCUGUCCAACCCUCACUACCCCCCCGAGGUCUCCACCAAGACCACCAUCGUCAACUUCGCCGUCAAGGAGCAGGGCCUCGAGGCUCAGCUGCUGGCCAUCGUGGUCCGGCGCGAGAAGCCGGAUCUCGAGGAGCAGAAGGACUCGCUGGUGCUAGCCAUCGCCGCCGGGAAGAGCAAGCUACAGGAGUUGGAGGACGAGAUCCUGCGGCUGCUGAACGAGUCCCAGGGCUCGCUGCUGGAUGACCCGCAGCUCGUGAACGCCCUGCAGGCGUCCAAGGUCACGGCGGGGGAAGUUGCCGAGCAGCUGGCCGUGAGCGAGCACACGGAGGCCAAGAUCGACGCCGCUCGCGAGGGAUACCGCGCCUGUGCCCAGCGCGCCUCUGUGCUGUUCUUCGUUGUCACCGACAUGGGCCGCGUAGACCCUAUGUACCAGUUUUCGCUCGCCUCUUACCUGAGCCUCUUCGACCUGAGCAUCGAGAAGAGCCAGCGAAGCCCCAAGCUCGAGCAGAGGAUCGUGAACCUCAACAGCCAUCACACCUACAGCGUCUACCGGUCCACGUGCCGCGGCCUGUUUGACCGCCACAAGCUGCUCUUCAGCUUCCACAUGUGUGCCAAGAUCCUGCAGGCAGCCGGCAAGCUCCACCACGAGGAAUACGCCUUCUUCCUGCGUGGUGGAGUGGUGCUGGACCGCGAGGGCCAGAUGGACAAUCCGUGCCCGGAGUGGCUCGCCGACUCGGAGUGGGACAACGUGACGGAGCUGGACAAGCUGGCGAGCUUCCACGGCAUCAUGGCCUCGUUCGAACAGCAGCCGCGUGGCUGGCACACGUGGUGCACGGCCGCCCAGCCCGAGGGGACGCCUCUGCCAGGCGAGUGGGAGGACACGUGUGGCGAGCUGCAGCGCAUGCUGCUCGUGCGCUCGCUACGGGCGGACCGCGUGCCCGCGUGCGUCACGGCCUUCGUCGUCAACAGCCUCGGGUCAAAGUUCGUGGAGCCGCCCGCGCUCGACUUGAGAUCAGUGGUGGAGGACUCGACCCCGCGCACUCCGCUCAUCUUCGUCCUCUCCCCCGGCGUCGACCCGGCGGGUCUCCUGCAACAGCUUGCGGAGAGCGCGGGCAUGGCCACUCGCCUGCACACCCUCUCGCUGGGCCAGGGACAAGCGCCCCUCGCCACUCGCCUCGUCCACGAGGGCAUCCGCAAAGGCCACUGGGUCUACCUGGCCAACUGCCACCUGUCGCUCUCCUGGAUGCCGCAGCUGGACAGGCUGGUGGAGCGCCUGCAGGCGGAGGAGGCGACACACGCAGACUUCCGCCUGUGGCUCAGCUCGAGUCCCCACGCGGACUUCCCCGUCUCCGUGCUGCGGGCCGGCAUCAAGAUGACCACGGAGCCGCCCAAGGGCCUGAGGGCCAACAUGACGCGUCUCUACAGCCUGGUGACGGAGCCGCAGUUCUCGUCACGUCCCCAGGCCUACCGGCGCCUCCUCUUCGCGCUCUGCUUCUUCCACAGCCUCCUCGUGGAGCGCCGCAAGUUCCGGCAGCUGGGCUGGAACGUCGUCUACGGAUUCAACGACUCCGACUUUGAGGUGUCGGAGAGCCUGCUGAGCCUGUACCUGGACGAGUGCGAAGAGGUGCCGUGGGACGCACUGCGCUACCUCGUCGCCAGCAUCAGCUACGGAGGGCACGUGACGGACGAUUGGGACCGCCGGCUGCUCACCGCUUACAUCGGGGGCCUCUUCUGUGAGCAGGCGGUGAGCGCACCCUACUACAGGCUGUCGUCGCUGGAGUCGUACUACGUGCCGCGCGACGGGCCCCUGCCGGCGUACCGCGACUUUGCGGCGCUGCUCCCGCACGCCGACCACGCCGAGGCGUUUGGCCAGCACCCCAACGCGGACGUGGCCGGCCAGGCGGCCGAGACGCGCGCCCUGCUCGGCACGCUGCUCGGCCUGCAGCCGGGAGCCGGCGACCCCUCCGGCGACCCCUCCGGCGAUGCCGACGCCGACGCCGUGCACGGCCAGCGUGCCGGGGAGGCGGUGUUGUCGCGCGAGGACAAGGUGCUGGCGCUGGUGGCGGACGUGGCUCUGCGCGUGCCCCCGCCGCUGGACGUGGAGCGCUGUCGCCGGCAGCUGUCGGACGAAGCCCCCCGCUGGGCUCCACUGGGGGCCGUGCUGCUGCAGGAGAUGGGGCGCUACAACGCGCUGCUACACACCGUGCGCUCAUCGCUCUCCGACCUGGAGCGGGGGAUCCGGGGCCUGGUGGUGAUGUCGGCCCACCUCGAGGAGACCUUCAGAUGCAUCCACGACCUCCGUGUGCCACCCUCCUGGACACGGGCGUACCCGUCGCUGAAGCCGCUGGGGGCGUGGACGCGGGACCUGGUGCUCCGUGUCGACCACUUCUCCCGCUGGGCCCAGACGGCCCGGCCCCCGCUCCUCUUCUGGCUGCCGGCCUUCACGCUCCCCGCCGGGUUCCUCGCUGCCGUGCUGCAGGCCUCGGCACGGCUCAACGGCAUCUCCAUGGACUGCCUCAGCUGGGAGUUUGUGGUGUCCACUGUGGAAGACAACAACAUCCUGGUCCCUCCCAAGGACGGGGUGUGGGUUCGGGGCCUGUACCUGGAGGGAGCCGGCUGGGACCGCCGGGCGUCUUGCCUGGUGGAGGCCGAGCCGAUGGAGCUCGUCUGUGCCAUGCCAACGGUGCACUUCAAGCCCGUCGAGAACAAGCGGAAAUCCGCCAGGGGGCUGUAUUCGUGUCCCUGCUACUACUGCCCGGACCGUGCGGGCAGCCCGGAGCGGCCGUCCAUCGUGCUGGGCGUGGACCUCAGAGCGGGGUCACAGCCCGCGGACCACUGGGUCAAGCGUGGCACCGCACUGCUGAUGAGCCUGGCCAACUGAAAAACACCACCACCACCAUCACCACCAUCACCACCAUCACCACCACCACCACUACCA